Messenger RNA from Haplochromis burtoni (Burton's mouthbrooder), 3223 nucleotides. Its product is annotated as IGFBP domain-containing protein. Gene Ontology annotation, biological process: regulation of cell growth; regulation of signal transduction. Bases 1009 to 1767 code for a protein of 252 amino acids. NCBI's taxonomy places the organism in Eukaryota, Metazoa, Chordata, Actinopteri, Cichliformes, Cichlidae. The record is from RefSeq and is a predicted model, not a curated record. Gene Ontology annotation, molecular function: insulin-like growth factor binding. The transcript has 4 exons. Gene Ontology annotation, cellular component: extracellular region.
UUUUUUUUUCCUUCCCAAUGUCUCCAAAUGCUUGCUCAUAGGGGGGUCAUCUGAUUGCUGGGGUUUUAUCUGCAUUACUGUAGGGUCUUUACCUUCCUUUUGUAAUGCACCUUGUGUGCAUUAUGUCUAGCCUCUUCAUAUUUUUUUAAAUUGUAGUUUUAUCUUCCUUUGUUAAAUUGUUUCUCUGCACUCAGUAAACCUGGACGUGUUUCCAAUUCGCUAUGUUUCUCGUUUGUGGACCAUCAUACUAACAGUUCGUAUGGAUCCAAAUGAACAUAGAGCAUAUUAAGAGCCAAAGCUAAAGAAAUCCUUUUCUGUCCUCCGGGAUUUUACACAGAACAUUUCCUCAAAGUAAAGUCAUUAAAUAUCUCUUGUGGCUGGGGUUACUGUGGGCCUUUUUUUCAUUCAAAAAUUGAAUAAAAAGUAAUGCAAAACGGGUUUAAUAUCCAAAGCGGCUAAUUUUAAUAUGUUAACUGCAGCAUAAACUACAAUAACACAAAACAAUUUACCUUUUUGUGACUUGCCGAGGACUAAGUAUGUUUCUGCAGCAGUUUGUCCUACUUUUAAGCAGAUGUUUCCCUCUUCAAAAGGAAAGAAAUGACAUACAGCAGCUGCAAUGUCAACUGACAGACACCCAGUGAGUGCGGCCAUAUUUUACUGGCAUACACACAACCUGCGAGAUUUUUCAUUCAGCUAAGAACCUUGUGAGGCGUCCGGAUGAGAUAACCUGCUGAUGUGUUAAACCUUUUGUUCUUUUGGGAAAUGGGACAUUAUCUGAUUACAGGUGCACACCGAAUUGCCCCUUUCAGAGGUCAUGUGACUCCGAAUUCACCUUCAUCCGAGUUUAUCUAACAAUGUUCGGACGGAAGACUUGUUUCAAAACAAAAUCGCACUGUUGAUAGCGUGGAGAUAAGACGUGGGGAUAAUUAACCGUAUAUUUUAGACUAAAUCCAUCCAUCUAUUGGCUGGUGGUGGUGGGAGGAGGUUGUGGCUCAUAAACUACGAAGCAUGUGGUGUGACAAUGCCGGGGUGCCCGGGGAUAUAAAAGGUGCAGACAGGCGCUCUCCCCUCAGGAUAACGUCAGGUCUAUCAACGAUGCGGAUGCUGCUAUUUCUCAGUGCGCUGUUGGGGGUGUUCGGGUUGGAGAAAGCGUCCCCCGUGGACACCCAGCAACUUCGGGCCCUUCAGUGCCCGCCCUGCGAGCGGAUACACUGCUCUUCCCGGCGGGCGCUGAAGCUCCAGUGUAAAGGGGGCGUGACGACGGGUGUCUGCGGAUGCUGCCCCGUGUGCGCCAAGACGGAGGGGGAGACCUGCGGGGGGACGUGGGACUACCUGGGGAAGUGCGACGAGGGGCUGGUGUGCGUUUUUCAGGACUCAGCAGCUGCCAAACCAGACGCAGAACGCAAAGGGAUCUGCAAAGCAGUGAUUGAACAGCUGGAUGCAGAGAGCUGCCAACCAGAGUGCACCAAGGAGUACUGCCAGGCCAAUCCCUCUGCAAUCUGCUCUGCCAGGUCUACAUCUCUGCAGAAUAAAGAGUGCCAGGGCUCCUGCCAGCACACGUCCUGCUCCAGCUGUCUGCUGCUGAAGCGUCCAUCGUGCUCUCAGACCUGCGCCCCGUCCGAUUCCACCUGUCUGCAACACUUUGGGAAAUGUGUGCACAAUCACCUGACUGCACCUCACAGUCCCAUAUGCCACAACAGCCUCCAGAGUAACUGCGAGGGGCAUUUUGUGUGCUUGAUCCCGGACUGUCCGAGCUCAUCCAGCUAAGAAGAAACCAAGAGGAACACUUGUAGCAAAAUGUGAAGAAAGGCAGCUAUGUUUAAACCCUGUGAAUAUCUCAAAACUACUUAAUCAACAAUUACUUUUCGCCCCCUGCAAUUUAAAUCAAGAUUAAAACCUUCUACUUUUUUAAAUUCUAUACCAUCAUGUAUUGACUUUGCUCUAUUUAUUUAUGGGGAUUACCAGGCUGGAUCUGCACUACUCUAGCUGUUAAUUAAUGCUGUCCAGUGAUGUGCAUUGCUUUAUAUGACGUUAGACAGUUGGCAUAAUCACUGUUUGUUUUUACGUGUUUUCUUGUAUCUUAUAUGAACUUGUGUGUCACCAUAAGUGUUUAAUUCAUGUACCACAACAUGAAAACCUACCUGCUAAGUAAACAUAUGUCAGAUUCUCUCUGUCACCUGUGUGUCAAUUAUUUAAUUAGAUCUCAAAUUACUGGAUAUCAUUACCAGUGAAUGAAUAUUCUAAUCCAUAUUCUUACAGUUUCAGCUAUAAAAUACAAAUGCAGUAAACACAUUAUUUAUAAAACACAAACUAACACAAUACUUUACAAACAACCUGCAGUUUUUGGCCAGACCAGUAAAUCCACUGCAUAAAAAGAGCCCACAAACAUGUGAUAGAUCUGUAUCAGUCAGUCUACUGCCAUAAAAUAUACUGACCAGCCACUUUAUUAGGUACACUAUACUAAUACUGCUUUGGACCCACUUUUAGUUAAUACCAAUUUAAUUCUUUAUAGCACAGAUUUGACAAGAUGCUGCAAUUAUUCCUGAACUCAUUGUCAUGCUCUUAAGCAGUUUGAGAUGAUGUGAGGUUUCUGAAAUGGAGCUUUAUUAUGUUGGAAAGAGCCAUCAGGAGAUUGGUGCACUGUGAUUAUAAAGGGAUGGACAUAAGCAGCAGGAGUACCUGGUACGCUAUGGCAUUUAAAAAUGCUCAAAGUGUGCUGAGAAAACAUCAAAUCACCACCAGCUUCAACUGUUGAUCCAACUCAGGAUGGAUUCAUGAUUCAUUUGUGAGGUUUAUGCCAAAUUUUGACCCCACCAUAUGAGCGCUGAAAUACUCAGCAAAUUCACUUCCUCCUUCUAACGCUUGAUUUGAACUUCAGCAGGUCAUCUUGACCAAGCAGGGUAAAGACAACCUGCUCCAUGUGGUUGGUGUCAUGUGAUUGGCUGAUUAGAUAUUGGUGUUAACGAGCAGCUGAACAAGUAUACCUAAUGAAGUAGGCAAUGAAUGUACAUUGCAAUCAACAGAUAAAAGCAAAAAUAACAACAAAAAGAGAUUUUACUUCUUUAUCAAACAAGUUUCUGAGGUGUUUGAAUGCUUUCCACACCUUUUCACUUGUGUGUAGCAAUGCUUGCAGCAAGGCAUCAUGUAUAGCAAAACAUUUUAUAUAAGACAUCAUUAUUUUCCUGCUUUGCAAAACCAUCCAGUGGACUGUGUUGAACGUUUA